Astrephomene gubernaculifera is the source of this 1312-nucleotide messenger RNA. The record is from the annotation of a GenBank genome assembly. NCBI's taxonomy places the organism in Eukaryota, Viridiplantae, Chlorophyta, Chlorophyceae, Chlamydomonadales, Astrephomenaceae.
CCCAGCCCGCCCUCGCCCAGCCCGCCACCUCCAUACCCGGCUCCACCUAGCCCCUCGCCUCCCGAGGUCCCCACUGCUCCUCCUCCCUACCCGCCGCAGCCAAGCCCGCCCUCGCCUUCGCCACCGUCACCCAGCCCGCCCUCGCACAGCCCGCCACCUCCAUACCCGGCUCCGCCUAGUCCCUCGCCUCCCGAGGUCCCCACUGCUCCUCCUCCCUACCCGCCACAGCCAAGCCCACCCUCGCCUUCGCCACCGUCACCCAGCCCGCCCUCGCCCAGCCCGCCACCUCCAUACCCGGCUCCGCCUAGCCCCUCGCCUCCCGAGGUCCCCACUGCUCCUCCUCCCUACCCGCCACAGCCAAGCCCACCCUCGCCUUCGCCACCGUCACCCAGCCCGCCCUCGCACAGCCCGCCACCUCCAUACCCGGCUCCGCCUAGCCCCUCGCCUCCCGAGGUCCCCACUGCUCCUCCUCCCUACCCGCCGCAGCCAAGCCCUCCCUCGCCUUCGCCUCCGUCACCCAGCCCGCCCUCGCCCAGCCCGCCACCUCCAUACCCGGCUCCGCCUAGCCCCUCGCCUCCCGAGGUCCCCACUGCUCCUCCUCCUUACCCGCCACAGCCAAGCCCGCCCUCGCCUUCGCCACCGUCACCCAGCCCGCCCUCGCCCAGCCCGCCACCUCCAUACCCGGCUCCGCCUAGUCCCUCGCCUCCCGAGGUCCCCACUGCUCCUCCUCCCUACCCGCCACAGCCAAGCCCACCCUCGCCUUCGCCACCGUCACCCAGCCCGCCCUCGCCCAGCCCGCCACCUCCAUACCCGGCUCCGCCUAGCCCCUCGCCUCCCGAGGUCCCCACUGCUCCUCCUCCCUACCCGCCACAGCCAAGCCCACCCUCGCCUUCGCCACCGUCACCCAGCCCGCCCUCGCACAGCCCGCCACCUCCAUACCCGGCUCCGCCUAGCCCCUCGCCUCCCGAGGUCCCCACUGCUCCUCCUCCCUACCCGCCACAGCCAAGCCCGCCCUCGCCUUCGCCACCGUCACCCAGCCCGCCCUCGCACAGCCCGCCACCUCCAUACCCGGCUCCGCCUAGUCCCUCGCCUCCCGAGGUCCCCACUGCUCCUCCUCCCUACCCGCCACAGCCAAGCCCACCCUCGCCUUCGCCACCGUCACCCAGCCCGCCCUCGCCCAGCCCGCCACCUCCAUACCCGGCUCCGCCUAGCCCCUCGCCUCCCGAGGUCCCCACUGCUCCUCCUCCCUACCUGCCACAGCCAAGCCCUCCCUCGCCUUCGCCACCGUCACCCAGCCCGCCCUCGCCCAGCC